Messenger RNA from Entrophospora sp. SA101, 342 nucleotides. The record is from the annotation of a GenBank genome assembly. NCBI's taxonomy places the organism in Eukaryota, Fungi, Glomeromycota, Glomeromycetes, Entrophosporales, Entrophosporaceae.
AUGAAAGGUACACCUAGUGAACCGCAGCACGCACUCAAACUGGUAUGGGCAGGCACCAAGAUCAAGGCUUUAAAUGUGUUAGAAGAUGUGGAAUUAAGGAAUGGAAUCAAAGAAUAUUCAAAUUGGCCAACUAUCCCUCAGGUUUAUGUAAAAGCUGAAUUUGUUGGUGAUUGUGAUAUUGUAUUAAAUAUGCAUCAGUCAGGUGAAUUAGAAGAAUUGCUAGUAGAAAUAUGCAAGAUGAUGUCUCAUUUUAAGCAAAUUUUUCCAUUUAAUGAAAGUUUUCUGGUUCCUUCAUUUAUGAUUAUUGAAAUUUCUAAAAAUAUCGUCGAAGAACGCCAAUAA